Messenger RNA from Ustilago hordei, 4353 nucleotides. RefSeq lists its product as uncharacterized. NCBI's taxonomy places the organism in Eukaryota, Fungi, Basidiomycota, Ustilaginomycetes, Ustilaginales, Ustilaginaceae. Gene Ontology annotation, biological process: secondary metabolite biosynthetic process; amino acid activation for nonribosomal peptide biosynthetic process. Gene Ontology annotation, molecular function: phosphopantetheine binding; catalytic activity. The coding region runs from base 1 to 4353 and encodes 1450 amino acids. The transcript has 2 exons. Gene Ontology annotation, cellular component: cytoplasm. The record is from RefSeq and is a predicted model, not a curated record.
AUGCUCGUAUCUCGUCAGGCCCUCAGCGAGAUUUCCGAUCCCGGAAGGUCGGAAGCAAGGCCUCGCAACGGCAAUAAACCUCAGAAAGCCUCGCAAGCAGCCGGUAUCGCCUGCCUUUCGCCCUUGGAAAUACAAAGAGCCGUGAGAGAAUGGAGCAAAGAGUGUUCAACUGUCUUGGAUCUCUCCGGAUUUGCCAGACAGGUGCCAUUUGAAGGCACCGUCCAGAAAGAGGGCCUCGUCGUCGACUUCGAGGUCGAUGCCACGUUUCUUCGGUCUUCAGAAGCGGAGCGCAACGCUGAUCUCCUUGAGAUUGCUUUUGCAAAGCUUCUAUCCGUUUACACAGGAGACUCCACCGUCUGCUUUGCCUCCCUCUCUCGUACUCCAGCACCGAAUCAGGACGAGCUGUACGUUCGCCACUGCAAGGCCGACCACGCACUCAACCAAGUUCCUUCCAAAAGCGCUCAAAUUCCUCUAGAGUCUCUGAGGACACUCUUGACCGGCCAGCAGCUUUGGGGGGCUUCACUGUCGACCGACUUUGCUGGCGAGAACACAUCGCCUCUGCAACCCGCUAGUCUGCCCAUUGCCAGCACCUCCUUGCACGUUCAUGUUGCACAAAAUGCAGAGGGACGCCUUGGAAUCGACGUCCUGUACGCGCCUGAUACAAUCCUUGCCAAGGAUGCUCACCAAAUUGGCCGGCGCUUUGCUUUCUUACUUAAGCAGCUUCACGAGCGAACGCCUAUUAGCCAGCUAUCGACAACGAUGCCAGGCGAGAAGGUUCUUGCACUGAAGACGUUUAGCAGCAGUGUUCAGCUGCGAGAAAGUUGCCAGUCUUCGCCUCUUUCCCAAACUCUGAUUCACACGCUCAUCUCGCGUGUUUCUCAGAGACACAGCCGCGCAGUAGCCAUUCAUGUCCCGCAAGACACUUUAGAGGUCACCUACGAGCAGCUUGGCACUUCGAGUGACCGUCUCGCUUGUCAGCUGCGAAGACUCAAUGUUGACAGCGAGAUCCAUGUGGCAUUGAUGCUGGACAAGAGCGAGCUGCUUCCCGUUUCCAUUCUCGCCACACUCAAGGCUGGAGGAUGUGUAACACCUUUGGUCGACCAGCUCACAGACGAUAGAAUCCUUCAUAUUCUCAAAGAAACGCAGCCUGCCGUCUGGAUUGUCGAUGCACUGCAUCGACAGCGUGCAGAAAAGCUUCUCAGCUCAAUGGCAAAUGAGGCGAAGCCCCAUCUCUUGUGCAUCAGUCGCAAGCUGCACAGCUCUCAAGAGCCAUUGAGGGAGCUUCUCGCCCUCCAAGGUUGGAAAAUUCCACCUGAUAGCAAAGCAUAUACAAUCUACACCUCGGGCAGUACAGGCCUUCCAAAAGCGGUCAUCCUCACCCAUCGAAACCUUGCUGCGUUUGCCUCGGCUAAAGUAGACGGCUGGAAGUUGAGUGAAGGCUCGAGGCUCCUUCAAUUCAGUGCACCUGUGUGGGACGUCUCGGUUGGCGAUCUCAUUUAUGCACUAACCUCGGGCGCAACGCUAGUGAUGCAAGAUCGUUUUGCGGCAGUCACAGACGUAGACGCCACCAUCAGGUCCUUGCGCAUUACGCAUGCGAUCUUGACGCCCACGGUGGCAGACUUCAUCCGUGAGAGCCAUGCAAGCCUUGAAGCUCUCAUUCUCACAGGAGAGCCUAUCCCUAUCACUCAGCGCAACAGGCUACUCGACCUGGUCCCAACGCUGCUUAACGGCGGCGCACCCUCAGAGGUCACCAUUCUGGCUCUGAUGACCCGAUUGACGAAAUCAGAGGCACACCUACGCUGGACACCUUUCGGGCGUCCGAUUGGCACGGUGCGAAGUGUAAUUCUGGAUGUCACUGGUCAAAUCGCUCCCAUCGGGGCAGUUGGCGAACUCUGUUUGGCUGGAGACCAGGUGUCGCGCGGCUACCUGAAUCAGCCAGACAAGACAAAGGCUGCCUUUGUCCAGCUUGAUCUUGCCUCUUCGAUACCUGAGCUGAAUAUACAUGGUCGAUUCUACAGGACAGGUGACUUGGCUCGACUUCAUGCUGAUGGACGGUUCGAGCUCUUUGGACGUAUGGACGGUCAGCUUAAAUAUCGAGGUGUGCGUCUUGAAGCGCAGGAGAUCGAAGGUACACUCGAGCAAGCUGAUGACAUGGUCGACCGUGCCUUUGUCUGCACAAAGAACAUCAAGAACUCCUCACGCCUCGUUGCCGUUCUACAACCCAGCCAGGACGGACGUCAGGAGAGCGCACUUCCGGUCCAGAUAGAUGCGCAAAAGCUGAUCACAAGCGUCUCGGCAAAGCUAGGCAACGCUGCAACUCCGAACGCCGUCAUCUUUGCUUCGUCUGCACUCCCACUCACCGUUUCCGGAAAGCUCGAUCGUAAAGCUCUCCAGGUCCUGGUAGAUCAAAUGAUACUCUCUGAUAAAGUCCAGCUCAUCCAUGCAUCGAGGCAUCCUAAGCAGCACAAUCAACAUCAAGGAGAAACUACUGCUGUCAGCGUAGCGCCGGAGGGUCGAGCUCAGCUUGCCGUAGCAGAAGCUUUCGGAAAGGCCCUCGAACUUGAUGCACAGAGGAUCAAUGUUCACGAGUCUCUGCAAGAUCUCGGCGGUGAUUCAUUGACUGCCGUCCGAAUCCUGACUGAUCUACGUAAGAAGGGUGCCAGGAUUGAAGUUCGACACUUACUCGAAGGCAGGGGUUCCAUCUACGAAGUUGCUGCUCGUGUUUCGUUCGGCGACAUUACAGACACCUCCUCUUGUGAAGGCGUUCUCCAGCCGGAGGUGGAUGUCAAACAAGCAGACCUUAGCGAGAAGGACCGAGACUGGGUACUGUGGAGGUAUUCUAUCCAUCCAGAUUGGAUCGAAGACAUGUUCUACUCAACUCCAUACCAGAGCACUUCUGCCGGCAUGGGCUUUGCAUUCAAGUCGCCUCGGCCACAAAGCAUUGAAUGGAACCAGGCUGUGUGGGAAUGCAAUGGCCCAGCCAUUCAGGCAGACGAUCUACGAGCGGCUUGGAUGGCCACAGUGGAACAAUAUCCCAACUUCCGAUCUGCCAUUGCCUACAAUGCUAGAUUCGAAGGAGUGAUGUGCGUAUACAAGACCAGUCACUGCCCUUUGAAUCUGACCACUUACUACCCGAGGGCCGAUGUGGAGCAUGAUCGAGACUUUCACACAUACAUGGAUCAAGAUCGACAGCAAGGUCAUCAGGAGUUUGGCAAAGUUCCUUUCCGACUCGCACUCAUCCAAGCCACAAAGGAACGGACCCAAAAGCUGGUUAUCGCGUUCCCUCAUUCGCUAGCCUGUGGUUGGUCAAUGCGACUUACGCUACAAUCACUGCUAUGCCGUUUGAAUGGCCGAGCACCGGAUCGCACAACUCCAACGAGCUUCAAGAAAUACAUUGCAUUCACCCGAAGUCGCAACCUCGACGAACUCGACUCAUGGUGGGCAGAGGAGCUCAAGGGGAUUGAGCAUUCCUGCUGGCCUAUCGACUACAGAACGCAAGCGCAAGUCUAUCCCGUCGUAAAUCGUCAAUUUGAUGCCCAUCUCAACAUCAAAACCAAGGAAUUAGCCAGAACACUCGGAUCGAGUCUGUUCACUAUUACUAUGGCCGCCUUCGUUCUUGCUCUUGGGCGACGCAGUAGACCGGAUGACAUCAGCUCCAAGAGUUGUUCCCGAUUUCAGGUUGCCACGUCAUACAUCACUUCGAGCCGAUUUUUUGAUGGACUGGAAGAUCUGGAAGCCAUUCGAGGUCCCACUCUGGACGUGCUUCUAGCCUUAUUCGACGUUGACCUUGACGAAGGGGUAAGCAAGCUUCUGGAUGAAUGCUCGAAGACGAUCAAUCGACCUAAAGGAAAAGAGCACUAUCCACUUGCAAGGUUGAGCAAGAAAAUGGAUGCUAUCAAGGUCAGAGGUGCUCUGCAGGCCAAUAUGGUCUUUCAGAAUCUUCCGAGCCUGACAUCGCAAGAGGGUCAAGUCUCGAUGAAGCUGGGCCGCGAGCAUAUGCCAACGAUCUCAUGCAUCUUCUUCCAGGUGACACCGUCCGACGAUCGUCUGCUGUUCCGAACCGCCUUCGACGAUCGCUUCGUCAGUUCAACAGAAGCGACAGCAUUUGUCGACGAUAUGCGAUGCAUGAUCCAAUUGAUGGCAGACAUGCGGCACGCUACAGUACGGGAACUAUUAGCUGACAUCCCUUCCCGCAGCACGGCGAUCAUUACGCUCCCUCGGCCGCAGCCUUUGGAGCAUUUCGACCUGGACCCAGUCCCUGGUUCAUUCUGGCUUCGACGGUUUGUGCGGAAUGUAUGGCUUCUUCUAUGGUACCACUUGGUGCUGUGGCCAAUCCGCAGCAGACGACUUUAA